AUGAUGAAGCAUUACGCUGCGCGGUCAUUUGGCUGCGACGAUCCAAGUGCCCUGUGGGGAAUGGAACUUGGCGGCACAGAUGCGCCGUUCUUGAUGGGCCUGAUUUUAAGUGUUGCAGGGUCGGGCAUGAUGGUGCGAUGGAUGCUGCUUGUGCCAGUCGCACUGUUCUCUGUGCUUGGAUACGCGGCUGCUGCCUACCUCAUCGGCAGCCCAGACAUGAGGUUGGCCCGGCUGAAUCUGACCGCCUUCGCCCUCAUCGUUCUCGUGACCUGCUGCGGCAAGUGGAGCUGCGAACUUCAGGCCCGCCUGUUCCACCUCUCGCAUCUGAGGGAGAAGAGGAUGCCCUUCCAGGCCGAGCUUCCCUCCGAGCGCCUGCAGGCCGACUGCGGCGGCGGCGCGAGGCGCGGGCAGUGCUCGCCGCGAUCUGCUCCGAGCGCGCCCCCGAGCGCGCCGGCCCCGCUCGGCCCGGCCGCCGCAGGGGGCGCGGCCGAGGGAGCCCGCCCCUGCCCGCGGGAGGCCAGCGGCGAGGCCGCCCCUGAGUGCUCGGACUGCCUGCCGCUGGACGCCAGGGUGUGGGUCGAGGGCUGCGCCGGCCCCCGCGCACUGCGAGACAUCGAGCCAGGUCAGCGGGUGCUCUGCCACGACGCGCUGGGGCGGUCGAACCGGUACGCCCGGGUGCUCGAGAAGCAGGUCGCCUUCGGAGACGCCCCCUGGGUCCGCGUCGGCCUCGCGGACGGGACGCAGCUGGCGAUGACGGCCGACCACCCCGUGAAACCUGCCAACGGCGAAGAGGUGGUUCGGGCUGCAGACUUGGCCGCAGGAAGGGACAGAGUGGUUGUGCACAGGGUAAUGACGGGGCCCGUCGCGGUGACGGAGGUGUCGCCGCAGCCAGGUGCGCAGUGCCCGCGCGGGCGGGCCUACCUGGUGGUCCAGCAGCCCGAUCGGCACAUGGUCCUGGUCGCCCCGGCGGGGGCGGAGGCGGAGGUGAGCUCGCUGGCAGUGUGCUCCGCGGACGUGGCGGUCGUCCGCUCGCGGCGGCACCGGGUGAGCACCAGCGGCACCUUCCUGCACGUCCACCUGGCCCCUCAGGGCGAGGCGCGGCGGCCGGCCCGGCCCCGCUCCGAGCCGCCCAGGCGCGGCCCG
This is a messenger RNA of Prorocentrum cordatum, 1143 nucleotides long. NCBI's taxonomy places the organism in Eukaryota, Dinophyceae, Prorocentrales, Prorocentraceae. The record is from the annotation of a GenBank genome assembly.